AUGCGAGCAUGCAAUGGCUGCCGAAAGCGGAAGAUCAAGUGCGAUGCAGCCACCACGAAUACUUGGCCAUGCUCGGCAUGCACGCGGCUAAAGCUCGUUUGCGUUCCUCCUACUAUCGGUCAAGAUGGGGAGUUUCUGGAGGGACAAGGUGGAGAGUCUGCUCAAGAUAGCGGAGGCCCAUCCAACGCCCCCGAGACUUCUCACCAUUCAUUCCCGGUACCUCCAACUUACCGGGACAGUAAUCAACCCGCGAUGGCAGCAUUGCCUUCCUACGACUCAAUGGGCAUGUACUCGCAAUUUGUUCAUGCUCCAUCAAGUCAUCCCGGCAUGUAUAAUGACCUGCGAUCAUCGCCCAUGAUCAUGCCUCAUCAGUCAUAUCAGCAACAAAUGUUUGCCGGGGCACAGCAGCCGUCGCUGGGGCCUGUGGAUCGGCGAGGCUAUGCUGAGAGCGAGCCAUCCACUGCGGAAAAUCUGAGUGACGUUCUUGGGGAGCUGAAGAUUGACGAAACGGGAAUAGCCCCAUAUAUUAGGAGACAAAGAGCAGAUCGCGUCGAACCCGAUGUGCCCGUGCAGGAUGAUGUCGAGGAAAGACUUCCACCUCUCAGCACAGGAGCUGGUGCCAUGAUCCGCAUUCCUCCCGAACUUAUGCCCUCUGACGACGAUGUGAUGCACUAUUUCAAAAUCUACUUCGACGAGAUUCAUCCUUAUGUACCCGUCAUACCGCGUGCCCAUCUAUACUAUCAAUGGCAAAACGAUCGUCGCUCCAUCUCCCCUUUGCUUCUUGAAGCCUUAUUUGCCUUCAUGGAUGUUCCGCGCCUGAGCACCAUUCAGGCGUUGCUCCUUCUGUUGAAAGCAAGAGAGUCAUUGCCUAAAAAAGGUUACUACUACCGGUCUUGGCAGACGGUCAAAACAAUCGUAUCAAUGGCCAAGGAUCUAGAUAUACACGAACACUACAGCACUCAUGCCGAGGGAAGACCCUGUGACCUGAGCCCGAUUGAAUGCUUGAUAAACACACGAGUUUGGCAAGCCCUUUUGGUGGUGGAAGUAAUGAUCGGUGCACCCCAAGGUCGUUCGGACUACGGUGUUGACCCCGAAACUGUGGAUAUGCGGCCCACAAUGGAUAUCAGGGGUCUCGAUUCAUACGAGGUGGAUCGCUCCCGGCAGUAUGCUUACUUUGUACGCAACGCGCACCAUAUCCGCAUCAUCACAGAUAUAUAUCACAAAGUCAAGAAGCAGAAAGACUGGGGAGCCGAUCCCCGGUUUGUGCAGAAAAACCCGCUCUUUGCAGAUUGGUUGCAUAACCUCCCUCCUGACCUUCAGGUUAAUUACCCGGCUGACGGCUCUCCGCCAUGGAUUCCAACACACUUUGUUGGUAAUAUGCAUUCUCAUUGUCACCUUGCGAUUAUAUUGUUACACCGCCCCCAACUCCUGGCAUCCCAAUCUUUCGCAGCCGGUGGUGACUGGAAAAUCCACUUCUCUUUAUGCUAUUCUUCAGCAAAAAGUAUCUGCCGACUGCAGGAAGCAAUCCUUGAACGAUUCGGACUUGGGGGACUUCUUUACAUGCAGCGUGGAAUCAAUUUUGCGAUUUAUUGCAUCCUCACAUGCACAAUGUUACACUUGAUUGCGAUUACGUCUCCAGAUCCCGAAUUCAACUCUGAUGCGCGGGAGUUCUUUACCCGGCAUAUGCGUAUUUUGGAACGGUGCUCGACCGCCUGGCCUAUGCCCGAAAUUCAAGCGCAAAUCGACUCAUUGCGACUCGCUUUCUCUGCCGACACCAACCGACCAUUUGAGCUGAAGCCUAGCUUCCCUUACGGUAGCCCAUCAGAGCCCUAUCAGCCCAGCCCCCCUAUGGACACGCACUACCAUCCGCACCUCAAUCAAGUGCCAAACAAUGUCUCAUCCAGAGUGGGUUUCAACGCACAUCCAAUUACUCCUCCGAUUUCCGCUGGUGCUGAAGACUCCAAGUCCGAUACAUCCUCCCAGUUACAAUCGCUCGGAAUGGUCCCUCACCAGCCACCGACGACCCAUCCCCUUGAUGCCCCAUUAGUGGACGAAAAUAACUGGGACCCAACGCGCAUCAUCAAUCAAUGGGACAUGGCAUUCUCUGUCAACCCAUCUACCGUUAGCACAAACUCUCCGCCGAUGUCUAUGAACAACACCACACAACCCCUCACAAAUAUGGUGAACCACCAAUAUCCAAUCCAAUACGACUCGCCCUCCAAAGUAACUGUCCCGCCAUCCCAAUCCGUUUCUCCGGCCCAGUUCCAGACCCCUCCUGUCAUAUUCAGCGCUCGGGAAUGGCAGCAAAGUGUGGCCAGCGUGUAUGACCCGCAGGGCUUGAAACGUCGUUGGAACUACUCUGUUGAUCUUGGCUCUGACAAUGUUGCUAAGCGACAACGAGGAUGA
Penicillium argentinense is the source of this 2406-nucleotide messenger RNA. RefSeq names its product Zn(II)2Cys6 transcription factor. Gene Ontology annotation, molecular function: zinc ion binding; DNA-binding transcription factor activity, RNA polymerase II-specific. The record is from RefSeq and is a predicted model, not a curated record. Lineage: Eukaryota; Fungi; Ascomycota; Eurotiomycetes; Eurotiales; Aspergillaceae. The coding region runs from base 1 to 2406 and encodes 801 amino acids. Gene Ontology annotation, biological process: regulation of DNA-templated transcription. The transcript has 6 exons.